Molecule: messenger RNA, 2238 nt
Organism: Candida albicans SC5314
Lineage: Eukaryota; Fungi; Ascomycota; Pichiomycetes; Serinales; Debaryomycetaceae
Gene: CRK1
Product: cyclin-dependent serine/threonine protein kinase
Exons: 1
Coding region: 1-2238 (745 amino acids)
Biological process (GO): protein phosphorylation
Cellular component (GO): nucleus
Molecular function (GO): ATP binding; cyclin-dependent protein serine/threonine kinase activity
Source: RefSeq, a predicted model, not a curated record
AUGUCUGUUAUUGCUGGCCAUCAUGUGCCGAGGUCAAAUGAUCAAAGGCAAUACGAUACACCGAGCGUACCAAUAAAUAUCGCUCCGGAUUCAGAAGGUCAUAUUCAUGAAAUGUCUCGAUUGAAAGAUUAUGAAGUGAUAGAGAAACUAGGUCAAGGAACAUUUGGAGUUGUUCAAAAAGCAAAAUCCAAAAAAGAUGGCCUGUUAGUUGCAAUUAAACAAUUGAUUAACCAUUCUGCAAAGGAAGGAUUCCCAAUCACUGCCAUGCGAGAAAUUACCAUUUUGAAACAAUUAAAUCAUAAAAAUAUUUUAACCAUACAGGAUAUGAUAUUUGAAGAACCCAAAAUGAGCAAUCGAACAGAUAUUAUUACUAUGAGGGGUUCUUUUUAUACUGUAACCCCAUACAUGUCGAGUGAUCUUGUUGGAUUACUAGAGAACCCGAAAAUUAAACUUGAACUUGGACAAAUAAAAUGUAUCAUGCAACAAUUAUUGAAAGGUAUUCAAUAUGUACACAACCAAAAGUUUUUGCAUCGAGACAUUAAAGCAGCUAACAUUUUAAUCGGUCAAGAUGGUGUUUUGAAAAUUGCAGAUUUCGGUUUAGCAAGAAUAUAUCAUGGUAACGUACCGAGAUUGGGGAUGGGUCCUGGUGGAGGAGAAAAAGCAUAUACUGGAUUGGUUGUAACUAGAUGGUAUCGACCACCAGAAAUAUUACUAGGAGAAAGAAAAUAUACUACUGCAGUUGAUCUUUGGGGGAUUGGAUGUGUAUUUGCCGAAUUAUUCACUGGGAAACCAAUUUUGGUAGGGAAAUCAGAUUCUCAUCAAGCACAAAUUGUAUUUGAGUUGGUUGGAUCACCUUUGACAUGGACUGAUGCUGCAAAACUACCCAAUAAAAAUGAGUAUAGUUGUGGCUUGGCUUGUAAACGAAGUCUUGAAGCAAAGUUUGCUAGUAUCAUGCCUACUGAAGCUAUUGACUUGUUAAGUGGAUUGUUAACAUUAGAUCCUUUCAAGAGACUUAAUGCCUUGGAUGCUUUGAAUCACAAGUUUUUCAGUACUGAUCCAUUACCAUUAUUACCAACCCAAAUGCCUAAAUUUGAAGAAAGUCACGAAAUUGAUAAAGAACGAUUUAAAAAAUUGAAAGAUAAAGAACAAGCUGUUAGUGAGUUGAAGCCUCCAACUGAAAUACGUUACGACAAUCAUUCGGAAUCGAGGUAUAAUGCAGACCAUUCUACUUUUGGUGGUGGUGUUGGAGGUAAAGAAACAAGUUUUAGUUCCGGGAAAUCAGACUAUAUCGACCAUUAUGAACCAAGAGCACGUAGGGACCAUUAUGAACCGAGAAUACGAAAUGAUAAUAAAGAUUCCAACGAUGUUAGAGGAGAGUUUGAACUGGCUACAAGACAAGAACAAAGACGGAGGGAUAUUCAAAAUAGGCUUGAUGCAGGUGGAAUGGAUACUUACAUUCCAAAAACUACCACAGCAAAACUUCGGGAACACAGUGGUACAGAGUCUUUGCUGAAAAAGUAUGAUAACUAUCAACCAAUAAACGUCUCCAGAGGAUCAAAAUCUCCAUCUCCGUCAAAACUCCUGUCUAUUUCACAAUCAAAGGCAGAUCUCAUUAGUAAACCAUCGGCUCCAAAGGUUGCAUCUAGAGAAAGUUCGCUCGAGAGGAAGCAAGUUUCAAAUGGUAUCCGUACUACUACCGAUGUGGAACCACCAAGAGCAAGGGCUCGUCGACCAACUGACAUGUUUGGAAGACCGUUGACUUCAAAUAGUACUCAGGCACAACCAACAAGAAACAAAUCGGUGGAGCGACCAAAAGAUCUUGAGAAACCUACAAAUGGUGUGACUGAGGAUAGGAAUAAGAAACCAGUUUUGGAAGAGAAGAAAGAAGUUGUCAAACCAAAUUUGGCAAUUCCAAAAAUCAAAAAGAGCAGUUCUCUAGUGCUGUUGCUGUCUAGAUCGUCCACAACACCAGUUAUUUCUAAUCCGUCGAAGGUCACAAAAAGAGCAGCAAGUAGUGUGACACCACCAGUGCUACCAAAGAAACCAAAAAUAUCCAAAACUAGUUCAGAAAGUGAAGUAAGUGAUUUGGAAGAAGACAGUGAUUUUACAGGUGAGAAUGCAACUGUAUUUGAAAGGUUUAUGGCACUUGAACAAUUACAAAAAUCGCCAGUUUAUAAAAGAAUUAUAAAUGAGAAAAUGAGGUUUGAAAAGUUAUCGGGAGGACACAAAUCUAUGUAA